AUGCAUGCUACCCAACCCAAGAGCUUUCGGACUUACAAAGGUUUCCUCUAUCAUCCCAAUUCCUUAUCUGCUUUCCCUCUUUUCUUUCGCUACUACGAAGUCGAUCCCCAGAGACCUUCCAAUUCCUCUCCGAUCUACAUACAAUCGCCGACUGCCUUUCUCCUCGCCAGUGACACCGUCGCCUCCGUCCAAUCCAGCGACGCCGCCUCGCCAUUGCUGAUUGGCGUGUUUUAUUCCUUGUUUUUCCACAACUCAGGCUUGACCGCCCCCGUCUGUGACUUGUACAGCUCCAUCGCCGGCGCACAGCCCCGUCGCCGUCGCACAGCCUCGUUGCUGUCGCACAGCCCCGUCGCCGCCACACAACCUUCCUUUGACAGUUCCAUCUCCACGCGACAUUGAAGUAUCACAUAUGAGUUGUCUUCGACUUGUGGACGGUAUUCCCCUUUUCAAUUUCAUUACAUUUGUUUGUUUUCAAUUUUAGGGUUCUUCUAUUUCCUUGAAUGGUCAUAUUCCGAGAUCUUUUAGUCAAUUCUUCAAUGAAAAGCUCACAUGCUUUUGAAAACACAAGUCUCUUGAAAUCAUCUGCAUGUCUACACUUGAUUUCUUUAUAAUCUUCUUGAUUCUUGCUAAUGGAAACAAAUGGGGCCUCCUGAUAAAAUCCCAGAAUAUACACCAGCUUGCCUCAUCUCAAACAAAAUGGCUCAAUGGUAAAUACGAAAUAAGAUCUUGUUUUGAUGAAUCAAUAGAGAUGAUUAUCUAAAUUAUGAUUUAUAUGCAGGUCUUGUGUAAAUUAUGAUUUAUGAGGUGUUUUUUAGCUAUAAUUUCAGUGAUAAGCAUGCUGUUAUGUGACUUGACUGAUUUUUAGCUAUAAUUUAUGUGAUAAGCAUGCUGACUUGUGUAAAUUAUGAUUUAUGAGGUUGUUUUUAGCUAUAAUUAUGAUUCAUACAUUCAUAUAGUUGAUGAGUUCUGAUAUCUGUGAUAACCAAGCUUGUUUCUGAUUUUUGUGCAUACAUUGACAAUAUUGUUCCUGAUUUUUAAUUUUUGGUGUGAAUUUAUUAUCUCUGGUCUGUGUUUUUUGAAAUCCGGUUUGUUUCCUGCAUCCUAUUUUUAUUUUAUCCAUUACUAGCAUUAUACUUUGGAAAUCUAUCCAACAAGAUAAUUUUACAUAAAACAUUGUUGGAAGGUGAAGAGAUGAAAGUAUAAUGUUGUAAUAAAAAAGUACAUUGCUGUAUUUAACUGUAUAAAUAUGAUUGUGGGUUUAUUUUUCAAUGAACAUUGUAUUUUUUUCACCAUUUGGAUGUUUCCCCAUAAAUAAAUUUGCUCCUAUUGUGGUUUAAAAUUUGACAACAUUUACUAAUUAUAUGUGUUUGACUAACCAUUUUUCUAGGUGUGGGUGUUGCAAGGCAACAAGACAAACACAACUUGAGAAACAAUUCGCGACUUUUAUGUGAGAAUUCAUUAACCACCCGGUAAUCCACCAAAUGAUUCUCAUUUUUUAUGUGUUAAACACUUAGUAGUUGACACUUUGAAUGUAUAGAU
This is a messenger RNA of Lactuca virosa, 1539 nucleotides long. Lineage: Eukaryota; Viridiplantae; Streptophyta; Magnoliopsida; Asterales; Asteraceae. The record is from the annotation of a GenBank genome assembly.